AGGCUGCAGCAGACUGGAGAUAAAGCUCUUUUUUCCGCUGGUGCCUACCAGUGAGAGCAGAGGAGCUACCCCAGCAACUGAGAACUGAGCUAUUACUGGAGCCCCUGGCUUCCUCUCUCCCCUGCAGGCCUUUUGAAGCACAUCACAUAUACAGCGAAACGUAUGCUUUCAAUCUCAGAAUCGGGAUCGCUGAACCCUGCAGAUGCAGACAUGUAAGUCACACGUUUUAAUUUGUACCCAGGUUGUGCAAAGGAGAACAUCGGAUCAAUUUCGCCAUGCUUGACUGAUGGAGCUACGCUGUUUUCAACACUGGGGCAACCACUGUUCUCCGAGGCCAGCAGUGCAGCUCCAGGUUGGGGGAGGAUUCCUCUGGAUUUCCCUCUGUUCCUCUUCCAGCCAUGGUUCAACUGCUCAGCCCAGCCCUAUCCUGGCGGCGUUCUAAUUAGAUCCCACAGCCAGAGAAGCCGACAGUAUCAGGGAGCGGCACCUUGUCAGCUAUCGCUCUUUCUCUCAUCGGCUCACCCCAAUCUAUGGACGUACUCUGCUUAGUGGCAGAGCAAGGAAGACAGGAUGGUUUGAAACUGUCUACUUCACAUAUGGGAGUGGACUAUGUGCUAAACCACAUCUGUAGCCAGUCAUGUCAGCAGGGGGAAAGUGGUUGUUGAUUUUUUUUCUGGCUGGAGGUGAAGUCUUCACUCAUUGUAGUCAGUGUCCUCUUUGUUGACUUGAAUGUGCUGGUGUCAGUGCAUGGGAUGCCAGUUUCCGUGGCAGCAGUGACGAGACGCUUAGUACCUAGCCCCUCCCCUUCUUUCUCUUCAUGACUGGAGACUUGUUUUAAUGGAGUUUGCAUGACAUGAAACACUCAUAGCUGCAGGUGUGAAGACCAAACAUCACCUGACGUGACCUGGUUAUUCUUGACUAAAGAACGGAAAAACAAAAGAUGUUAAGCUGUGAUGGGUUGUAACUAAUUUGUAGAUGAGCUGCUUGACUCUGCACUUUCAUCCAUUAGCAGCAGAUCUGGUUCCCGUUGCACAGCUUUACUGUAAGUGUUCCACGGGAUAUCUACAACUGCUACUUAAAGCAUGAUCUACUCUACGAGAUUCAAGCACGAUGGACUGCAGUGAUCAAUAAUGUGUUCUUAAUAUAAUCAGAGAAGCAGGUGUUUCUAGGCAUCUUACUGUACACACAUGAAUACGCUCAGACAUGGUUUUCUCCAGUUUUAUUUAUGUGCAAGCUGAUGAUUAGUCCAUCCUAAUUAUACAUCCUGCUGCAGAGAUUUUGAGCAUGUGCAUGUAUGCUCACAGGAGUACGGCUUUGUAUGUGUGCAGUGCAGCUUUAUCGCGGUCCUCACUUGAGAAAUAUCUAUAGUGUCUUCUAUAAUAGUGUGUCUCAGAGCACCAUGAAAUAGCUUGCUCUUUAACACAUAACUUGUGAAAUGGGCUAAAAGGCACCAGUUUUUCUUCAGUCAGUGCUGCACCAUCUCUGCAUCAUGAGAGAGUGAAAAAAACAUCAAAGCCUUGCCCGUAGGAUUUUAAUAUUUUAUAAAGGACAGUAACCCAUAUUCAGCAUCAUGUCCUAGAGCUUACUAGGACUUUAAGUGGUAUUUGGUUUAGGUUUACCGCAACAUUGGCUGAACAACAUCACAACGAGAAGACUGAGCAACAGGGGGUAUGACUGCUGUACAGAUUAAAGUUGAGACAUGAUGUCCUGGGAGAACCUCACCUUGUACCAAUCCCUCUUGUCAUGGUUAAUACUUUUUGAAUCAUUAACUCUUUAACUUACCUUACUAGCUGACUCAGGCUGACUCAGGCAAUCCCAUUGUGGACAUUUUUUCCUUUUGGCUCAUAUUUAUUUUUACUCUGUCUCUAUGAGAUAUGGGGAGCUCCCUUGGUUGUGUGAAACAACCCAGGGAAGCUGGACCAGGUGGUGCUGCACCACUAUCACCCAAAAGAAAACUUCGCUUUAGACGAAAACGAAAGGCCAAACAGAAGUUAAAAGGUGCCAAAGGGGAGUACAAGAGAAGCCUUGAAGAGAAGGACAGGGAAAGUGUUGAGUUUACAGAGGAGUCUACGAGAAAAGCCCCUGAUUCAAGCAAAUUGGUAUCAGGACAAAUAACUACUGGAACUGAUACACCCACCAGUGUUGUCCUUGUUCCUGGUAUGCCCCCAAUUUUUGGAAGCACAGGGACAUUGCGUGGCAGCAAGAUGGCUAUUCUUUCCCCAGAUCCUAGUCCAGCCUGGCUGGGGGCACUUCGCCAGUUUGAGGUAGAGGGACUCUGUGAAGAGUCUCAAGCUGAAUUAGAGCAAGGCAAUACAACACCUGGAGGAGGAAGAGUCUGUAAAGUUCGAGAGCGAGUUCAGGGGGUGUUAGAGAGACCCUGUGUUUUACGCUCUGAACAUGGUGACCUGGAAGUAGAGAAGAAAGGAGGGGAUGUGCAUGGGCAGAGUGAACUGAUGUUCAGUGGGCCCUCAGAAACUGAGCAGAAGGGUGUUGUUCACAUUCGUGAGUUUGAUGGGCAACUUUGUGUGGUCCGAACUGUCUAUCCAAGGGACUGUGGGUCACCUGUCUGGCGUGACAAAGAACUUGAGGUCCAUUCUGGACCUCCAGCUGCAUCUCCUGUUACUGGAGGCACUAUGAGAAUACAAGUGUCCACAACUCAAGUGCGAUCACCCGGAAAGAGCGGCUCUGCCAAACCAGCAACAGCUGCAGCUCAGGAAAAAAAAGGGAAAGAGUUCCUAUUGGACAACUCUGCACCAGGAGCUGAAGGUUUUUGCCCCCCACCACAAGACCUUCAAUCUUCAGGUUAUGUUAGCGAUGCGCCUUUCACCUCACCUGAGACAGGAGGUGCUGUUCAGACUGAUUGGGGGAGUUCUUCUGAUGUGCUUGAUUCUUCUGUGCUUGAGAGUCCCAUCUCCCCUCAAGAGAUACCGGCUAAGCCCUCCACCCAGAUUUCUGAGAUCUAUGUGAGCGGUGAGUCAGGUGACCUUACCGCGAAAGAGAAGCUGCUACUAUGGAGUCAGCAGGCCACAGAGGGCUAUCGUGGUCUCCGUUGUGCCAAUUUCUCCUCCAGCUGGAGCGAUGGACGCUUGUUCAAUGCUCUUCUGCACAGAUACAGGCCGGACCUGAUUGACAUGGAAGUGGUUGCGCAACAGAGUAACCGUGAGAACCUGGAACAGGCCUUUGAGAUUGCAGAGUCGUUAGGGGUAACACGACUUCUAGAUGCUGAAGAUGUUGAUGUGCCGUUGCCAGAUGAAAAAUCUGUUAUCACGUAUGUCUCCUCCAUCUACGAUGCUUUCCCCAAGAUCCCAGAGGGUGGAGAAGGCAUUUCAGCUAACGAGGUUGACCAGCGAUGGACUGAAUACCAAUCUGGCUUCUCUUCUCUGCUGCAGUGGACCAGACAACAUACAGCCCUCAUGACCAACAGGAGCUUCCCCCACAAUCCUGUGGAACUCAAGGCACUUUACAAUGAAUAUGUCCACUUCAAAGAAACUGAGAUCCCUGCAAAAGAAAGAGAGAAGAGCCACAUUGAGCACCUUUACAAGCUUCUGGAGGCGUGGAUAGAGUUCGGGCGCAUUAAGCUGCCUCCAGGGCUACACCCUAAUGAUCUGGAGGAGGAAUGGGGAAAACUGAUCCUGGAGAUGUUGGAGAGAGAGAAAGCACUGAGGCCUGCUGUGGAGAGGUUGGAGAUACUCCUAAAGAAGGCCAAUAAGAUCCAGAACAUGGCUCUAGAUUGUGAGGAGAAACUCACAUUGGCGAAGAACACUUUGCAGGCUGACAUGUCUCAGCUAGAGAGUGGGCAGCCCGUUCGCUGUGAGAAUGAAUUGGGGAUGUAUCUGCAGGACUGUGAGGCUUUAGUCAGACAGCUUCACCUUGACCUGCAGGCCCUCAGAGAUGAGAAGUACUACCAAGUGGAGCAGCUGGCAUUCAGGGUGUCAUGUUUGCAGGAGGAGCUGGUCUCUUUGCGCCUGCAGUGUGCCAGUGUGUACAGGAAGGGUCAUUUCGCCACAGGGGGUCUGCUGGGAGAGCACGCGGGUCAGAAGGGUUCUUCAGGGCGUCUGGCUACACUUGGAGCACAAACGCUUCUGGGAGCAGUGGGGGCUGUAGCAUCCCUGCUCAGACGGCCGAUGACUCGUGCAGACCUGGUAGCCAUGUCUUCCUCUGAGGAUGAAGGCAGUCUGCGCUUCAUCUACGAGCUGUUGGGGUGGGUGGAUGAGACGCAGGACCUGCUGGAGCGAGCUGAGUGGGGUUCUGAUCUACCCUCUGUAGAUCAGCAUCUGCAAGACCAUCACAUCAUUCACACGGCAGUGGAAGAUCUUCUGAAUAGCCUCAAAGAGGCUCGAAACUAUGAGUCAAGGGUCUCGCCUAAUUUAAGUAGCAGUUACUCUGAGACUCUAUCCAAGCUGGAGAACCAGUAUUGCAAACUGCUGGAACAUUCGUCAUGGCGACUGCGUUGCCUAGAGAGCCUUCGAGCUUUUGUGUCCCACUGCACUGAGGAGCUGAUCUGGCUCAAUGAGAGGGAGGAGGAGGAGCUGGCCUUCGACUGGAGCCACAGCAACACCAACAUGGCUGCCAAAAGAGAGCAAUAUUCUGACAUGAGGUCAGCGCUGGAGGGAAAACAGGAAGUGAUGCACUCUCUCCAGGAGACAGCUGACCACAUGUGUCAAGAGAACCACCCAGCCAAACAAACAGUAGAGGCCUACAGUGCUGCCCUGCAGACCCAGUGGCAGUGGAUCAAAGAGCUCUGCAUAUGUGUGGAGCAGCAUCUCAAGGACAACACUACCUACUUCCAGUUUAUGAGUGAUGCACGGGACUGUGAAAGCUAUCUACAUCAGUUACAAGAGACCAUUAAGAGACAGUACACCUGUGAUAAAAACAGCAGACUAGGCAGAUUGGAAGACCUGCUGCAGGACUCCAUGGAGGAGAAAGAACAGUUGAUUGAAUACCGCAGCACAGUGGCCAGUCUUGUAGGUCGAGCCAAGUCUGUAGUCCAGCUCCGUCCACGCAGUGCAGAUAGUAACCUGAACACCACCGCACCCAUUCGUGCCAUCUGUGACUACCGACAAAUAGAGAUCACGAUCAGCAAGGGAGAGGAGUGUGUAUUGGAGGAUAACUCUCAGAGGACUAAGUGGAAGGUCAUCAGUCCCACAGGAAAUGAGGCCAUGGUGCCAUCUGUGUGUUUCACCAUUCCGCCCCCUAAUCAGGAAGCCAUCGACACUGCCAGCAGAAUGGAGCAGAUGUACCAGAAUGUCAUGUCUCUGUGGCACCAGCAGCAUGUCAACAUGAAGAGUGUGGUCUCCUGGCACUACCUGCAGAAAGACAUACGAAAUAUUUCCUCCUGGAGUCUGGACACAAUGCGCUUGCAGGCUCCAGAAGAGAGACAGCAGGCUUUAGACAACCUCGACGCCCACUUGUCCGACUUCCUUACGGACAGUCAUGAGAGCUCCCUUUUCACGCCAACUGAGCGCUGUGAGCUGGAGAGAGAAACUGAGAGCUGCCGUGAACGUUGCCAAACACUGCAGGUCUCUUUGGAGACAGUGGAAAAGGAUGAGUUGGCCUCUCGUGCUUACCUCUCAGAGCUGAAGAGCAUCAGGUCCCAUCUGGAGGACGCAGAGAGCAGACUAAUGCGUGGCAUACAGACUCCACACCCCAGCACAAUAUCAGGAGACGUCGCAGACAAUGCAGUUCACAUAGCAGAGCACGAGAAACUUCAGCAGGAUCUGAAAGGACUUCAGUCAGAUUUGGGUGAGGUGUCUCGUCGCUGUGUGAACUUCUUUGAGGAGAAGCCUUCCUCUUCUAGUGUGCCUGUCCUACGCUCUGAGCUCAACCUGGCCGUUGAGCACGUAGAGAAACUCAACUCCCUCUCCUCUGUUUAUCUGCAAAAGUUGAAGACGGUUGAUGUGUUGACGAGAAGCCUGCAGGCUGCAGAAAGUCAGGUGAGAAAGUAUGAGAGUCGACUGAGUGAAGAGGAUAUGGUGCCCGCUGAUACUGCUGCAAUCCAGGCCUUGAGAGAGCAAUUAAAGAAAUGGCAUUCAGAGCUGGAGGAGCAGGAUCACAUAUUCAAGAGUCUGAGUUUAGAGGUCCAGCAGGCUAGAGAGGUCAGAAACCAGCUCAACAAACUGCACCCUGACCGCAGUCCUGAACUGGACCGCUACCAGGAGAAAGCACAACAGCUUACAGAGAGGUGGAGCGGAGUGAGCAGGCAAAUGGAGACACGGCAAGCAGAUCUGGAGAUGCUGGGUUCGGUGCUGCAGCAGUACAGAGAAGGCCACAGCUCUCUUAUCCACUGGAUAGAGGACACCACCAAAAAACAGGAGAACACGCAACCUGAGCAGACGGACAGCAGAGCUUUGUCAGAACAGCUCGCACAGCAAACAGCCUUGGUGGCUGAGAUAGAACAGAACCAGGUCAAACUGGAUGAAUGCCAGACGUACUCUAAACAGUACUGCGCUGCUGUUAAGGACUAUGAACUCCAGCUCAUGACGUUCAGAGCUUUUGUUGAAUCUACCCAGAAGUCCCCUGUGAAAAGGAGGAGGAUGCACUCUUCAUCAGAUGUCAUCACACAGGAGUUUAUGGAUUUACGCACACGCUACACAGCUCUGGUCACCUUAACAACACAACAUGUCAAGUAUAUAAGUGAUGCACUACGGCGGCUAGAGGAGGAAGAGAAAGAGGUGGAAGAGGAGAGGCAGGCACGAGUGGGGCAGGUCUCAGAGCUGCUCGGCUGGGUCAAGGGCCUACAGGAGCGCGCUGGCAGAUCUGCCGAACCAUCACUUGCUGCACAGCAGGCUAUUAGUGAGCAGUUAGCAGCUAAAAAAGAAGAAGUUGCUGAAGCUAUCAGGAGCACCCAAGUUUUCCUGAUGUCAAAACGGGCCAGCAAGCUGUCUCCUGAAGAGCGCGUACAGGUGGUCUCCCAGCUGGAUGAGCUGACGGCCACCUACAAUCAGCUGUGUGACAGUUCUGCCGCACAGUUACAACAACUAGAGGAGCAGCACGCAAAAGAGAAGAAGCUCAAGGGCCAGGAAGUAAUCGCUGGAGUUAUUGACCUCGGCACCAUGGAAACCUUUCCAGUUUUCCAGGCAGCACAGCGUGGUCUCAUAGAUCAAGACACCUGUCAUGUACUGUUGGAGGCACAGGUCGUCAUGGGUGGUCUAUUCCAGUAUGACUCCCCUGAUAAACUGUCAUUAAAUGAGGGUCUUUCCAGUGGUUUGAUUGAUAAACGUACUUACCAAUCACUGGAAGAGUUAGAGACGGCCCUUUGUCUUGUCAAAACAGUAAAAUUGGCAGAGGGUCAGGAAUUACCAGUCACCACUGCUAUGAGAGAAGGUGUCAUAAAGGAGCUGGUGGGACUACGUAUACUUGAGCUGCAAAUAAGCACUGGUAGCCUGAAGUUUGGUUCCAGUGGAGAAAUGGUUAGCCUGGAAAAUGCAAGGGAGAAGGGAUUGUUAUCCCCUGAACUUUGUCAAAAGCUUCAAUCCUGUCUUCACCGCCAAGAACUUAUUGAUCCAAAUACAGCAGAAAAACUAAGUCUGGUUGACUUUCAACAGCGUUGUGUUGUCAAUCAAGAGACGGGUCUGCGCUUCUUUCCAGUUAAACAGAAGCCAGGAGGAACUGUCUGCUUAUGCUCUGGCAGGAAGGUGGGAAUAUUCUGUGCUGUUCAUGAGGGGCUUAUUGACCGACAUGUCACAGUUCGACUUCUGGAGGCUCAGUUGUUUUCUGGAGGUAUCACAGACCCCCGCUCGGGACACAGAUUGACUGUUAAUGAGGCUGUUCGGCAUGGCAUAAUUGAUCAGGACUUGGCCUGCUCCCUCAUGACACGACAGCUACAAGCAGGAGGAAUAAUAGAUCCAGUCAGUGGGGAGCGUCUAGAGUUGGAUGAGGCCAUAAAAAGAGACCUUCUCUCUCCUCACAUAGCCUUACGUGUACUGGAAUCUCUCCAGUCUUUCAUGGCAGUAAUGUUACCAGAAUCAGGGGAGUUGUUUCCUGUAAGUGAGGCACUUAAAGAGGGUGUUGUCAAUAGAGAGCUUGCUGCAAAAGCCCUGAGAAAACGUGAUUCUGUUGGUGCAGUAUAUCUGCCUGAGAGGGGACAGGUGGUUCCUCUAAAUCAAGCCCAUAAGAUACUAAAGCCACAGGCAGUGGAGAUCCUAAAACAGAUCCAGGUUCCAGAUGUCCUUCCCAGUGUGACUCAGUCAAGUUCCUCAUAUAUGAAGCGACGGAGUUCUAGAUCUGCCAAUUCUUCAUCACCCCCUGCCUCACAUGCAGAUGUCAAACAUGACUUUUCCAUCACAGAGGAAGGUAGGUCAGAAGAACAGGUUCAAUACCGGCUUCUCACUCAAGUGAUGACACACAGCUACAUUGAUGCUCACUCAGGAGAACGCCUAGUGCUACUAGAACCAGAACUGGUAGAACUCAUAUGUGAAAAUGUUAAAACCAAAAACCUUGUCAGACCAGUCCUAGACAAAAUCUCUGAUAACAUUAGAGUUACACUGGACAGUGAAGCUAUUAGUGUGAUUGAAGAGGAAGAACAUGAAGAACCCAAAAUUAUACAAUAUGAAAUUGCCUGCAAGGACUCUUAUUUGGAAGAGACUAUAGAAAUGGCAGGGGAAGAUCUUGCACCCUUGAUGGUCACCAACAAAACCUUUAAAGAGCCUUUGCAUAAAGUAGAUUUACAAGAGAAAGUUCUAUCAUCAGAAGAGUAUGAACAACCCAAGAUAAAAGGUAAAAAUACCUGCAAGAUCACUGAUAUAAGAGAGACAGUAGAAAGAAAAGAACAAGAUCUUGCAUCACUGACAGAAACAAACUUAACCUUUGUAGAGCUUUCAAAUGAAGAGAUUCAAGAAGACUGGAAGAACACUGACAUGAGUAAGACAAUAGAAGGAGCAGUGGAAGAUCUUGCAUGUUUGACAGACACAGACAGAACUGUUAUAGAGCCUUCACAUGCGGAGGUUUGGCAUGAGAAUGUUCUAUUAUCAAGAGAAUGUGAAGAACCGAAGAUGAAAAAAGAUGAAAUUGAAAGCAAUACUGAUGCGGGUGAGUCUAUUGAACUAGCAGAGAAAGAUCUUCCACACUUGGCAAGUAAAGACAGACCCUUUAUAGUGCCUUCACAUAAAGAGGACUGGCAAGAGAAAGUUCUGUCACCAGGAGGACAUGAAAAACCCAAGGUUUUAAAGGGUAAAAUUGCCUGGACAAACUCUGAUGUAAGUGAGACAAUAGAAAGUGUAGACAAAGAUUUUGCACCCUUGGCAGGCACAGCCAGAGCUUUUAUAGCGCCUUUACAUAAAGAGAACUUACAAAAGGAAGUUCUAUCAUCAGGACAAUAUAAAGAAUCCAAGAGUGAAAAAUAUGAAAUUGCCAGCAAGAUGACUAACAUAGGUGAGACACAAGAUGUUGCAGGUCUAACUGACUCAGAAAUAACCUUUAUAGAGCCUACACAUGAAGUUGUUUGCCAAGACAAAGUUCUGUCAUCAGGAGAAUGUGAAGGACCCAUUAUUAUAAAAGGUGAAAUUGCCUGGAGGAACACUGGUAUGGGUGAGAUGAUAGAAAAAGCUGAGAAAGAUUGUGCCUCCUUGACAGGCACAGACAGAGCUUUUAUAGACCCUUUAAAUAAAGAAAAUGUACAACAGAAAGUUAUUUCAUCAGGACAAUAUAAAGAACCCAGUAUUAAAAAAGAUGAAACUUUUAGCAAGAAGACUAACAACAGUGAGACACUAGAAAGACCAGAGGUGGAUGUUGCAGCUUUAACAAGCUCAGAAAUAACAAUUUUUGAGCCUACACAUGAAAUUGUUUGGCAAGAGGGAGUUCUGUCAUCAGAAGAAUACGAAGAACCCAUGAUUCUAAAAGGUAAAAUUGCCUGGAAGGACACUGGUAUGGGUGAGAUUGACAGGAAGAACACAAAAAUGGGUGAGACCAUAGAAAGAGCAGAGGAAGUGUUUCCACUCUUGACAGCCACAGUAAAAGCCUUUAUAGAGCCUUCACAACAAGAGUACUGGCAAAAUAAUUUUCUGUCAUCAGGACAAUAUGAAGAGCCCAAGAUCAAUGUAAAUAAAACUGCCAACAUGAAGACUGAUCUGGGUGAGACUAUAGAAAGGACAGAGGAGCAUCUUGCACCCUCGACAUGGAUAGACAUAAAUUUAACAGUGCCUUUUCCCACAAGCUCAACCCUACUGAAGACUGUGUCAGAUAAUGGGGCGCCCUCUCCGAAUCAAAUUAUAGAUUCAACAUUAAAUGAAUCUAACAAUAAGCAAACAGUUGACCUGGAACAAACAGAUAGUAGUGGGGUAUUUCUAGGGAUAAUGGAACAAAAAAUGUUUGACAUGAGUGAAAGCAGUGCACAUACUUCUCUACAAGAUACUGUAAACGUAGGAGAGUAUGAUCAGCUGAAUGUCAAACCAGAUGAAGCCCUGGCUGCAAAACAGCCAGAGGAACUAAAGAAAAUGGUUGAACACAAGGAAAAUAAAAUAAUUUUUUAUCAGCCUGGUAAAGAUAAGAAAUUAUUCCCUUCAGAAAGGAAGACUUUGUCAGUAGAACUAAGUGAUGAUGAUGAUUUGAAGAUUGGGAGUAUGGCAAUGGAUCUGCAACAAGGGGGUCUUGUAACUGUAGGUGGCCACAAAGUUCUCUUGGAUGAAGCUCUGGCACAGGGUUUGCUUCCAGGGCACACUGUUAUUAAGCUUAUGGAAAAAGCUGGACUCUUUGGCGGUUUUCUGGAUAUUAAAGCCUGUAAGUCACUUAGUGUUGAGGAUGUGAUACAAGAAGGCAUGUUGGAUGAGGACUUGAUAGCCCGUGUUCUUCAUUCAGAAAAGAUAUUAGCCGGUGUGAUUGAUGUGGAGCAUGGUCGGCUCUGCUCAGUAAAUGAAGCUGCUGGGGCAGGCCUGUUGGACUCUGAUACCUCUGCUCGACUUCUUGAAGCCCAGGUUGUGUCAGGGGGAAUAGUUGACCUACAAAGAGACAAGAACGUACCAGUCACCCUUGCAGCCAACCUUGGGUUGAUUGAAGAAGGUACAAAAGAAAAGCUUCUUUCACUGGAAAAGUCAUGCAGAAGAAAAUGUUCAGAUCAAAAUGCAAUGCAAAACAAGUUGGCACUACAGUUACAGAUGAAAGGAGUGGUGGACCCAAAAACCCAAAAACCUGUCCCACUGGAACAAGCCCUUCAAACUGGUUUAAUUGGACAUGGUGAGGCUCAGACAAUUCUAUGCCAGCAGGUUGCAGAAGGUGGCAUUGUGCAUCACGGCUCUGGUGUUCGCCUUACUGUCGUGGAUGCACUAAACCUGGGUCUCAUAGAUCACACAGUCGCUCCAAAGUUGAUGGAACUGGAAAAGGCUUUCAAAGGCCAAGAGCCAUGUAGAUUGGAUCAAGACACUUCAUUUCUUCAGGCCUCUACAGGUUCUAUUUAUGACAGUGCAUCAAAAAGCAGGAUUACUCUGAGUGAGGCUGUUUCUAAAGGGCUUCUAGAUGAUGAAACGGCAAAUAAAGCAAUGGCCUCACCCAAUGUGAAGAGCGGAUUGUUGGACCCUCAUAAAGCUUGUGUUGUGUCCUACUCUGAGCUGUUAAACCAGGGUAAAAUUGACAUUGAGACAGGACAGAGAUUCCUUGAAGUGAGACCUUUCAGGGGUGUUCCACAUAAACAAACUAAUGAAAUGAUGACCUUACCACAGGCAAUUAAGGCAGGCCAAGUAGAUCCCAUACCAGCAGUGAGAGUAUUGCAGAGUCAAGCAGAUGCUGGGGGUAUCAUUAACAUUUAUAGUGGAGAGCGUUUGCUUCUACCAGAGGCUUUAAGUAAAGGCUUAGUUGAUAAAGACAUGGCGAGAUGUAUUGCUACAAAUCAACUCUUGAAAGGGGGGUUGCUCAGUCCAACCAGUGGACAGAGGGUCUCCAGCAUUACUGAGGCAGUUGAAUAUGGACUUAUUUCUACAGAAAUGGCUGCAGAACUUCAACACAGCAUGGGCCUUGUUGAUGAAGUUGAGAGGAAAAGUUCCAAAAUACCAGGUUCCUCAACGAAAGGACCAUCUAGUUCUUUAUUUCCUGAGAGGAUAUCAGAGGGACUGACCCCUAUCCAAAGCCCUGAGCUACCUGAAGAGAUUACUGAUAUCAAAUCGCAAAAGGUGGAAGUUUCUACUACCAUAUUAUUAGAAAGCAGUGAUAACAGCAAGGAACAAGUUCCAUCUACAGAGCAAACAAAGAGAGAGAGAGAGAUCCAAAGGCAGACAGGAAGUGAACUUGCAAUCUUUAAAGUCAGUUUAUCAGACACUGAUGAUGGCUUGCAAAACAAGGAACAAACCCUAUCUGUAGAGCAAAUAGAAGGGCAUAGUUUCAAGUUAGAAGCAGAUCAGUCUGUGUCCAAACCAGGGAAAAUCAAGGACAGCCAACAGACUGGAUUUGAUCCUUAUGCUUCUACACCCACAAGGCCAGUUCAGGCAUCAGGAAAAAAGAAAGCCAGAGGGAAAAGUGUUAAGAAAGCUAAAAUGGAAAGUGAUGUUAAGACACAAGUUUCAGACACCUUAGCCAAAAUUUCACCUAUAGAAAAAGCAGAAGAUGAUGGACAAGGUGGCUUUACCAUUAGUCAAAAGCCUAUUAUGAAAGACGACAAAGAAAAUGUGAUUGAAGUACAGCUGUCAGAGACAUCACAUGCAAGUGGUAUCCUUACAUCUGUGACAGGGAGUGAUGAGACUGUGCAAGGCAAAUAUUUGGAAAUAGGUGUGGACAGAACUCCUAAUGAAACCAAAACCACCAAACGUGAGUCUGAUCACGAAAGCAAUGAAUUACAGAAAGAGAAGAGUCUAACACAGUACAGUGUCACAACUUACAUGGCAAAAAAUGACCAGGGUCAGGAGGCUAUUGAGGUCACUAAAGACCUUGCCACUGAUAUAUCAGAAAAGAAGAGAAAGAAGAAAAGUAAAAGUAAAAAACUUAAGCAAGUGUCUAUGGUUGAAGCAGAAGGAGUAGAGAAAAGAGAUGAUGAGACUGAAAAAGCACAAAAGACUGUGAUCCAUGUGGUCAAACCUCAAAGCAGUCAGUCAGAUGAGAACGAAAGUAUGAAGCAACAUGAGAAAGCCAAUCAGGCAAUGGCACAAAAGGAAAUACUUUUGAUGAAAGCGAAGGAAAGCAUUCUUAGGAAGGUGUUUGAGCGCGGAGUAAGUGAAAAACAAGCUGCUGAAGAAUUAGAAGCGAUGCGUCAAGUAGCUAGUAAUGGAGAAAACCGCAUUACCACCCAAGAGGAAACUAUUGUAGAGAAGACAAGCUGUAAGCCUCCUCAAAGUAAGGAGGAGGACAGUAAACUACACCAGAUGGGGCAAGAAAUAAAUGAAAGGUCAAACAUUGCAGAGAAUCUUCUACCUUGGUCUAAUAGUGACCCAAGCUCCUCAGCUAUAGUACAGCUGCAAAAACAGGAAGAAGGUCAGCAAGACAAACAUACAAACACUGGAUUAAGUGGAGAUCAUAUGUACCAGAAUAUUCCAUCUAUGAAAACCUCUGAUGACAUUGUGGACCUAAACCAGAAAGAACUGGUUCUAAUACAGAAUCUAGAAGGGGAAACCAGAGAAAGAACAGCAGAAGAACAAAGCAUUGAGCCAUUAUAUACAGAAGAAAUGUUGUUAGACCCUAUGAGUGAAUUGACCGUGUCAUCAAGCACCGCAUUGACUGACAGCCAUGAAAUGGCUAAAUCAAUACCCCUCAAAUGUGUCUUUGACAUCCCAGCAGUGAAGGACUCCAAAGCACUUCUAUCAAGUGAGGUGUGUACUUCUUUACAAAAUACCAAAACAGCAGUGAAAAAGUUAAGCAGUGAAGUUCAUCAAGAAAGAAUUGAGGAGCCCCCUUUCAGUGAUUGUGAAGGCACAGAUGAACCUUCUAUUGAACGAUGUAAAGUUUCUGGUCUACCCCAUAUGGAGGUGAUCCCAGAGUCUGAUACCAAACAGCAAAAAGAGGUGGAAGAAUAUGCAGAGGAUUUAGUGGAACCGCAGCCUGGAGAAGUUCAAAUGAAUAUUGAACAAAUAAGAAAAUGCACCACAAAAGCUAGCAAGUCCGCACUGGCUCGCCAAGAGUGCUUAGAACAUGACCAACAGAUUGUGGCCUUGCUUUCUAUGGUGAGGCACAUUGAGGUCUGCCUAAAGCAGCAGCAGCAACAGUCCGUUGGUCGAGGUCUUGCCGCAAUCGAUGACAUAAUCAAACAGAUGGAGAUGCUUUUUCUGGAAAUUAGUGACCUGGAACCAGAAGUGCACAAGGAGACUGAAGCAGCUACACAGCUGCUGGAGUCUAACCCUCAGGAUGUUCCACCUCAGCUGCUUACGGCCCUGGAAAAAGAUGGGCGAAGCUUAGCUCGGGCUUACAGUGCAGCCAGGGACCUCGCCCAGAAUACUUUGCAUGGGUUACGAGCACAACGUGAUGCACAAAACGAAGCUGUAAGAAGUCAGCUUAAAUGUUUACAAGAGCAUGUUGAUAAACUUCUGAUCUGGCUUAAGGAGACUGAGACACAAAUGCAGGAAGAAACAGGGGUACAUGGACAGACGGUGGCCGAGAUCACUCGAAAGCAACAGUUGUGCAAAAUGUUACAGCACUCUCUUGCUGCCCGAUCUAAUGAAGUCAGCAAUGUGGCGUUUAGUAUUCAGGUGUUUAUCUCUGAGCAUGCUCAGGACCUGUUGCCUGAUCAGAGCAGGCAUCUCCUUGGACAACUGGAGCAGCUACAGAGGGUCUUUCACCAGGCUGUUGGCCUCAAUCAUGCCAGGGCAGAGGCCCUAUCAGCCCAGCAGGCGAGAGAGAACGAACAAACGAGGAAAGAACAGAAAGAAAAAGAAGAGAAAAUGGAAAAAGAGAGACAAACUACAAGGGCCAGAGAGGUUGUGCAGCAGCAGAAGGCAGAAUGCAGUCAAAAACUGGAGAAUCUCACAAUGGGGUUGGCUAGUGUUGCCAGCCUCUUGGCCAAUCAGAGAGUUGGAACUGAGUCAGAUGAUGUGAACGAGUUACAGGAGAAGUUAAGAGAGUUUAAGGAGGUGGAGAAGGACCUUCAGACCAAAAGUGACUUGUUGACUAAGACUAUCCACUCAGUGGAGGAGUUCCUAUCUGAGCACGGUGACAGUUUGAGUCCUGAAGAGAGGCUCGAACUACAGGGGACUCUUUCACAAUUGAAAGAGCAACACUGCUCACUUACAAACUCAGUCCGCUCUUCACUAGCGAAAGUAGACACUGCCAUUGUCUCAACACUGCAACAGAACACACAAAGAGCUAAAGCAGAGGAGCAGAUGCAGGAGACACAGGGAAAAAUCGACACACUUCUCCGAGAACUCUCAUCACUAGAUGACUCAAAGAGGAGGUCACUUGGCAUCACUGUCCCUGACACCCCAUCAUCCGUACCCCCGGAGGAUGCUCUAAGUUCUCACAGUGACAUGCUUCAGACUGAGCUGCAGCAGUUAAAAACUCAACAAGCUCACCUUCAGCAGGUGGCCCAGUCUGUCCACUCUCUCCUGGAACAACCCGACUCCAGUGUGCCAGCAGAGGAGAAACAGCGCUUACGGGCAAAACUCGAACAACUACAGAGUCAGCAUCAGGAGCGCCUUCAGAGCUGUCAGGACAGGCUGAGGCGGGCAGAAGCCCUCAGAGAGGAGUUUGCCAAGUUUGUGCAGGAGCAUGGGAGCCUAGGCACAUGGCUGGAUCAGAGUCAACAAGAGCUGCAUUCACUAGGUGAAGGGGAAACUGAUGCAAAGGGCCUAAAAGAUAGGAUUGAGGAGCACAAAAAGCUUGCAGAAGAUGUCAUCUGCCACAAAGCAGAUCUGCGCUUUGUGACGAUCUCUGGGCAGAAGGUUCUGGAUUCUAUCCAGGGGGUCUUGGAGAAGGUGGGCAGUGUGGAUCCAGCUCUGGAGGAAACCAGACAUCUAGUGAGUGGCAAGCUCCAAGAUGCCACACAGCGCUACGGUUCAUUACACAGCAAGUCCUCAGAGCUUGGCACCCGUCUCUCAGGGCUCCUGGAGCGAUACCAGCACUACCAAGAUGAGGCUGCUUCUCUAGUGUCCUGGCUGAGCACUCAGGAGCAAAAUCAGAGUGUAUUUAAACCCAGCGGUGAAACAACGGACACUCAGACAUUGCAGCAUACGCUCAGUACUGUACAGCUGUUGCAGGAUGAGUUGGCAGAGCGUUCGGUACAGCUUGAGAAGGUCAAGAGGGCAGGAAAAGAGCUGGUCAGCACUCAAGAGUCCCCAACUCUCAAAAAUGCAGAUAUUAACAAUCUUACAGAUACUCUGGAGAAGCGCUUUGAAAUCCUGUCUAAUUCAGUGUCAAUGAGAGCCGAACAGCUUCAAACUGCUGUUGCUCAAUCAGUCACCGUUCAGGAGGGGCUUAAAGCACUGCUGACUUGGUUAGAUGGACUACCUUUAUCACCUGGCACAGUCCAGGCCACCGCUCAAGCAGUUCAGGAUGCCCUAACACAAAAUCAGAAAAUGCGUCAGGAGCUGCUUUCUAGGCAGGGCAGCGUGGAUGCGACUCUGGACUCUGUGUCCAAGCUUCUGAAGUCUGCAGAUGCAUCGACAGCAUCUGGCCUUCAGGGGGCACUACAGGACCUGAGUCAGCGCUACACAGCAGCCCAGGCCAAACAGGCUGAAAGAGAGACUGAGCUGCGAGGACUUUUGCCUAAGUUGGAGAGCUUUGAGCGCCAGAGUGCAGAUCUCCGCAGCUUUGUGCAGAAUCGAGAAAGGGUUCUUAGCCCAUUAGGCCAACCUGACUGCAGUGUGGAUGACUACAGACAGACCAUAGAGGAGGUGAGAUCAGAAAUUACCCAAGAGUCAAAUCAAUUAGAGUCAUUUGUCGAGCUUGGUUCAGACCUAAGCCAGUCUGGGAUCCUUGCCAAUGUACAAAGCCUUCUGGACACAACCAAAGAGGUUUCUGAGGGCUUUGCACACUUGGAAUCCAAUGUCAAUGAGAGAUUUGAUUCCAUCCAGAGCUGCGUCCAGCAACUGGCAGAGUUCCGCUCUCGCUCUGGCUCCCUCCUCAGGUGGCUGCAGGCAGCACAAGAACAACUUCCUGCCAAAGAGCCCAAUCUAAGCACAGAAAGCCUGCAGAGAAGAGCACAGCAGCUUAAAGAUCUACUCACAGAAUGGGAGACCCAAGGAAGCCAAGUUCUGGAGUUGAACAAGACCAGCUCUCAACUUGAGAAUUUGAUUAUUAACAUCACAUCCCCCAAGAACAAGGCUGGUGUUUCCCAGCUCAAUGGUGCUACCAGCCCAAACAGUGUUAAUGGCAUUCACACCUGUAAAGACUUGACUGAGAUCCAGGUGGCAGUGGCAGAUGUGAACUGCAAGUAUGAGCAGCUGGGCAGUGACCUGAAGGAAAGGAAGGGUAGGCAAGAGGCCUCUCUUGACCUGCGGCAGAAGGCCAGGCAGGGCUCUGAGGCACUCAUCCAGUGGCUAAGCCCCCGUGAACAGAGCCUGGCACAAGGACAGACCGCCUCACCUUCUCGGCCAGAGGUGGCGCGUGCUCAAGCCCAAGAAACUAAGGUUUUGCUUACUGAACUUGCCGAGCAUUCUGGGAAAGUGGAGGAUCUGAAGAACAUUCUCAAGCAGCUGAUAACAGAUAAUCCAGACUCUCCUGAAGCUGAGACAUGGAAACGUCAGCUUGAAGACAUAGACUCACGGUGGACGAAGGCCAAUCAGACGGCAGCACAGAAGCAGACUGAACUGGAGGUGUGUGCUGAUAGACUUGGUAGUUUUGCUGCAGCAGCCAGUCAGCUGGGACCAUGGCUACGAGAAAAAGAGCUGAUGAUGAGUGUAUUAGGCCCACUGAGUAUUGACCCCAACAUGCUCAACACACAGAAACAGCAAGUGCAGUUCAUGCUACGUGAGUUUGAGACUCGGCAACCCCAGUUUGAUCAGCUGACUCGGGCAGCGGAGGGAAUCCUCUCCCCGACUGGAGACGAGGGUUCUAGAGAUGGACAGGACUUAGAGGACGUGAGGCAAGAGCUGGCAGACAUUUCACAGCAGUGGGAAGACCUCACCUCUCGUCUCACCGGCCGCUCACAACAGAUCGACCAGGCGCAGGGAACCAGCGAGCGCUACCUGGCCCUGCUCAGGGAGCUGUCUCAGAGCGUGGCUGAUCUAGGUGAGAGGCUGGAUGCGCAGGCCUCUCUAAGCGCUCAGCCUGAAGCCCUGCGUCGUAGGCUUCAGGAAACCGGAGCGAUCCGUGCUGAGCUGGAACAGAGACGGGGUCAACUGGCCCAGGCUGAGCAGCUGUGUUUGGAGCUCAGCACAAUUGUGGCCGAACCAUAUCUCAGAGACGAGUUGCACAAGAGAUUGGAGAGUGUGAGCGGGCCACUCAAAAACUUAGAAGAACGGGCAGCUGAUGGCUUGUCCCAGCUGCAGGCUGCCCUGUCCAGCACUCAGCAAUUCCAGCAGAUGUUUGACGAGCUCCGUGGCUGGUUGGACGAGCAGGCUGGGAAUCACACAGCUGGGGUUUCUGAUGCCCUUCCUUGCCAACCUGAUGCUCUAAAGACACUUUUGGCCCAACAAGAGGAUCUCCAGCGAGCCAUAGCACAACAACGUGGAUCCUAUGAGCUCAUCCAGGCUGAGGGGACAUCUUUGCUAGCAUCCCUCCCUGCUGGAGAUGAGCGAUUAGCCCUACAGACUCGAUUAAACACCAUAAGGCAAGACUGGGAGGGCAUGAACCAACAAACCUCGAAUAAACACGGUCGAAUAAAAGAGACACUGUCCCGUGCUGAGCUGUACCAACAACAUCGCAAUGAGCUUGCACCUUGGGUUGCAGAAUGUGAGGAAAGGGAGGCAGAGAUCCACCCAUCACUGGAUCCCUCCGCCUUAGACGAGGCUUUGCAAAAGGCAAGACAGUUGAGCCUAGACUUGGAUCGUCGUCGCCGCCUCUUAGAUUCUCUGAACAAGGCAGCAGAUCAGCUGCUGGAGCAGAGCUGCACUGGUGAAGAGGAAGUGAUGGAUGAAAAAGCCCAGCUUAAUCGCAGGAUAGAUGGUCUUUCUGAGCGACUACAGGGACGCACGGCUCAGUUAGAGGAGCUGGGAAGCAGACUGAAGGAGUUUGAAGAUGGGAGACUGGCUGUGGAGAGAAGACUCGAGGCAGCCAGGCAUCAGAUCGAGGUUCAGGAGGCACUUGGGCCGCAAGCUUGUAGCAACAAAAGCCUGGAGCGUCUUCGUAACCAACAAGAACUCUUAAACUCUAUACAGCCACAGGUGGUGUACCUGCGAAAUCUGGCUCAGGGGCUGCUGCAGGAUGCGCCCGAGAUCUCCAGGGCCGGCGAAGACGGUGGCCAGAGGCUUUUGCAGCAAGCUCGUGAUACGGAAAAAGAGUUUGAAGACGUUACUGAGAAGACAGAGCAAUGCUGCUUAUCCUUGGAGUCCCGGCUGCAAGGUGUGGGAGAAGUCCAGUCACGUGUUCGGGAUGUUUUCUCCCGCCUGGCUGAUUUGGACGACGAGUUGGACAGCCUUAGUCCUGUGGGACGGGAUACUGACUCCUUGGCCUCACAGGCUGAUGCUGUUAGGGGCUUCCUGAGUCGACUCGGUGCCCUCCGUGCCGAGCUAGAGAGUCAUGGUGGAGAAUGCACGACUAUGCUGCGUAGAGAGGGGAGCUCACCUGAUCUUCUGGCCCUCAGGAGAGAGACUGAAGCACUAAGCAGACAGGCAGGCAAGCUGGCAGAGCGGGGCCAGAACCGUCUGGCACUCAUAGAAGCCGCAGAAGAGCGAAUGAAGGAGUUCUACGCCCGUCUAGCUGACCUACAAGGGUUGCUGGGACGGGCAGAGGAUGUGCUGAACACACAGGCCGUCGUGGGGACAGAAGUGGAGGUCAUCAAACAGCAGCUUCAGGAAUUCAAGGCCGUAGAAAGGGAGCAGAUAGACAGCAUUCAGCCUAAACUGCAACAUGUCAACGCUGUGGGUCAAGGUCUUAUCCAGAGUGCAGCAAAACACACUGACACUCAGGGCCUGGAACAUGACUUGGAGACCACAAACCUGCACUGGAACUCCCUCAACAAGAGGGUUGCUGAAAGAAUCGCACAGCUGCAGGAGGCCCUGUUGCAUUGUGGGAAGUUCCAAGAUGCUCUAGAGCCACUCUUGAGCUGGCUUAGUGACACAGAGGAGCUCAUAGCCAAUCAGAAACCUCCAUCUGCUGAGUACCGGGUGGUCAAGGCACAAAUUCAGGAGCAGAAGCUGCUGCAACGGUUACUGGAUGACCGCCUUGGGACGGUAGAAAUGAUCAGGGCAGAAGGAGAGCGAAUCGCUGCUACGGCUGAGACACAAGACAGAGACAAAAUCCAGAAACAACUUAAGAGCCUAGGAGAGAGAUGGACAAAUCUGCUGGAAAAGGCCAGUGCCAGGCAGCGGCAGCUAGAGGAGCUGCAGGUGUUAGCGCAGCAGUUUCACGAGGCAGUGGAGCCGCUCUGUGAGUGGUUGAGCGCCACAGAGAGACGCCUGAGCUCCGCUGAGCCAAUGGGAACCCAGACCUCCAAAAUCACACAGCAGAUUGUAAGACACAAGGCUCUCCAAGAGGAAGUAUCCUCUCGGGAGAAUGAUGUAAACCAUCUCGAGACCCUCAGUCAAUCACUGCACCCGCUCAGCUGUGUGGCUGAUCGUGAUUUGCUGGGUGAACGUGUGGCGGCAGUGCGCAACGGGCACACAGGGCUACAUGAUUGGUGCAGUCGGAGAGAGGCCAUGCUGGAGCAGGCUCUGGCCAAUGCACAGCUAUUUGGAGAAGAAGAAGUGGAGGUCCUUAACUGGCUAGCUGAGGUGGCGCAGAGACUGGCUGAGGUCUCAGUGCAGAGUUAUCAGCCGGAGCUACUAGAGCAGCAACACAAACACACACUGGCUCUUAAUGAAGAGAUUAUCAGCAGGAAGAAGACAGUGGACCAAGCCAUUAAGAAUGGACAGGCUCUGCUCAAGCAAACUACUGGUGAGGAGGUACUGUUGAUUCAAGAAAAGCUAGAUGGCAUCAAAAGCCGCUAUGCAGAAAUGACAUCAGGCAGCAGCAAGGCCCUCCGUACUCUCGAACAGGCCCUUCAGUUGGCCACGCGAUUUGCUAGCUCGCACGAUGACAUCAGCCAGUGGUUGGAUAGCGUGGAGGCGGAGCUUAACAUUGACCCAGACACAACACCAGCCUAUCAGGACAGACAGAGGGAGCUGAAGUGCGUGUCUGCUGAGAAGAGGUUAGUUCUGGACACAGUGAAUGAGGUAGGCAGUGCUUUACUGGAUCUGGUGCCCUGGCGUGCACGGGAAGGUCUGGACCGCCUGGUCGCCGAUGCCAAUCAGCGCUACCGCCAAGCAGAUGAGACCAUCACACAGAGAGUGCAGUUAGUGCAGGCUGCCAUCCAAAGGUCACAGCAGUAUGAGGAGGCAGUUGAUGCAGAGCUGACCUGGGUCGGAGAGACCGAGAGGAAGCUGGCAUCUCUAGGACCUCUGAGUCUGGAGCCUGAUGUGACUGUGGCACAGCUCCAGGUGCAGAGGGCCUUUAACAUCGAUAUCAUCCGUCACAAAGAUACUGUGGACCAACUCCUUAAGACACGAGAGGAUAUCCUGGAGAGCUGCAGUGAACAGCAGAGAGAGGCUCUGAAGGUGAAGACAGACUCUUUAAGUGCUCGUUAUGAAGCAGUAAAUCAGAGUCAUGCUGAGCGCUUCUCAGCUCUAGAGCAGGCUCAGGUCCUGGUAGCACGGUUCUGGGAGACGUAUGAGGAACUUGAACCCUGGCUGGGUGAGACCGAGACUCUGAUUACCCAGCAACCCCCUCCCGCCAUUGACACAGAAGCGCUCCGACAACAGCAAGACCAGAUGAGGCUUUUGAGAGAGUCCAUCGCUGAGCACAAGCCUCACAUUGAUAAACUGCUAAAGAUCGGUCCACAGCUGGCAGAACUCAGUGCCCAGGAAGGGGCAACAUUGAGACAACGUUAUAAUGAAGCAGAGAGGCGUUACCUCAACAUCAAAGAGGAGGUCAAAAGUCGAGCCAGGGUGCUGGAUGAAGCAGUGUCACAGUCUGUCCAGUUCCAUGAUAAGAUGGACCCUCUUUUGGAGACUCUGGAAGGAGCAGUUCAACGCUUGCGGCAGCCACCUCCAGUGGCGGCUGAGGUGGAGAAGAUCCGGGAGCAACUUGCGGAGCACCGUGCUACAGGACUAGAGCUGGACAAACUCCUUCCAUCUUUCAGCGCCCUGUGUGCCCGAGGAGAAGAGCUCAUCGGUCGCGCCCCACACGACGAUCCUGCCGCCCAGGCGGUGCGUUCGCGACUCUUACGACUGCGUUCUCUGUGGGAUGAGAUCAGGCAGAGGGCAGAGGAAAGAGAAGGAAAGCUUCAGGAUGUUCUAGAUCUCUCCGGGAAGUUCUGGGCCGACAUGGCCGCUCUGCUAAGCACACUUCGUGACUCUCAGGAUAUUGUGAGAGAUCUGGAGGACCCAGGGGUGGAUCCUUCACUUAUAAAACAACAAAUAGAGGCAGCCGAGGCCAUUAAGCAAGAGACCGAUGGGCUGAGGGAAGAACUGGAGAUCGUACGAACACUUGGAGCUGACCUUAUCUUUGCCUGCGGAGAGACUGAGAAACCAGAGGUCAAGAAGACCAUCGAUGAGAUGAAUGCAGCCUGGGAAAGCUUGAACCGCACGUGGAGAGAGAGAAUGGAGAGGCUGGAAGAGGCCAUGACUGCCUCUGUACAGUACCAGGAUGCUCUUCAGGGCAUGUUUGACUACUUGGACAAUGCUGUCAUCAAACUGUGUGAGAUGCCAGCUGUAGGGACAGACCUCAGCACUGUUAAACAACAGAUCGAGGAGCUCAAGCAAUAUAAAGUGGAAGUUUACCAGCAGCAGAUUGACAUGGAGAAGCUUUGCCACCAAGGAGAGCUUCUGCUCAAGAAAGUGAAUGACCAAACAGACCGAGACAUGAUCCAAGAGCCUCUCACUGAGCUGCGCCACCUGUGGGAUAACCUGGUGGAUAAAAUCACAAUCAGACAGCACAAACUGGAGGGUGCACUGUUGGCCCUAGGCCAGUUCCAGCAUGCUCUCUCUGAGCUGCAGUCCUGGCUCAGUCACACUCACGCCACACUGGACACCCAGCGACCCAUCAGCUCUGACCCCAAGGCCAUCGAAAUUGAGCUGGCUAAGCAUCAUGUUUUAAGAAACGACGUGCUGUCCCAUCGGGCUACAGUGGAGACGGUGAACCGCGCAGGCUCUGAGCUGCUAGAGUCCAGUCCUGGAGACGAAAUCAACCACCUGAGAGACCAGCUGGAUGAGCUCAACCGCAGCUGGAAGAACCUUCUGCUGAAGACUGAUGAGAGGCAGAAGCUUUUGGAAGCUGCCCUGCAACAGGCGGAGGGUUUCCAUGGAGAGUUGGAAGAGUUUCUGCUGUGGCUCAGACGCACAGAGAGUCAGCUGUCCGCUGCCAAACCCACAGGUGGCCUGCCUGAGACCGCCAGAGAGCAGCUGCAGCAACACAUGGAGCUCGAGGCUCAGUUGACCCAGAGGAGUGAGCAGUACCAUCGACUACUGGAUCAGGGAGAGUCCAUUCUGCUGGCCAGAGGAGGGGAGGAUGCUGGACCUGGGACCACCCAGACCCAGCAAAACAUGGCCAUGCUUCAGAACAAGUGGACCAGUCUCAAUACCAAAAUGGAUGACAGAAGGGAUAAACUGGAGGAAGCGGUCUCGUUGGCGACAGGGUUCCAGACCUCCCUGCAGGACACCAUAAACUGGCUGACACAGGCAGAGCAGACGCUCAACAUGGCUCAGCCACCCAGCCUCAUUCUCGACACCGUCCUAUUCCAGAUAGAUGAGCACAAGGUGUUUGUGAAUGAGGUGAACACUCACAGAGAGCAGGUUCUGGCUCUGGAGAAAGCUGGCUCUCAGCUGCGGUUUGCCAGUCUCAAACAGGAUGUGGUUCUAAUCAAGAACCUGCUGCUCAGUGUACAGGCCCGCUGGGACAAACUGGUGCAGAGAUCACUAGACCGAGGACGGCACCUGGAUGAGGCCCGCAAGAGAGCCAAACAGUUUCAUGAGGCCUGGAGGAAACUGACAGACUGGUUAGAGGAAGCAGAGAGCAGGCUGGACUCUGAGCUGGAAAUCUCUAAUGAGCCUGACAAGAUUAAAAUCCAGCUGGCCAAACAUAAGGAGUUCCAGAAGUCUCUUGGCUCCAAGCAGCCAGUGUAUGACACCACAGUGCGCUCUGGGAAGGCCAUGAGAGACAAGGCAACAUUGCCAGCAGACACGCAAAAACUGGACAACUUGUUGGGUGAGGUCCGUGACAAAUGGGACACCGUUUGUGGAAAGAGCGUGGAGAGACAACACAAGUUGGAGGAAGCCCUCUUGUUCUCAGGUCAGUUUGCUGAGGCUCUCCAGGCGCUUGUUGAUUGGCUGUAUCGUGUUGAACCUCAGCUUGCAGAGGACCAGCCUGUCCAUGGAGAUCUGGAUCUGGUUUCCAACCUAAUGGACUCACAUAAGGUCUUUCAGAAAGAGCUGGGGAAAAGGACCAGUAGUGUACAGGCUCUAAAGCGGUCUGCCCGAGAGCUGAUGGACACGGGCCGGGACGACACCGCCUGGGUCAAAGUUCAACUGCAGGAGCUCAGCAACCGCUGGGAAACAAUCUGUGCCCUGUCUGUUUCAAAACAGACUCGUCUCCAGCAGGCCCUCAAACAGGCAGAGGAGUUCCGCACAGCUGUUCAGAUGUUACUGGAGUGGCUUUCAGAGGCGGAGCAAACAUUGCGUUUCCGGGGCGUCCUGCCAGAGGAGGCAGAGACCCUGCAGGCACUACUGCACACGCACCGGGAAUUCAUGCAGACGGUGGAGGAGAAGAGAGUGGAUGUCAAUAAAGCUGCUGGCAUGGGUGAAGCCAUCCUAUCUGUGUGCCACCCAGACUGCAUCACAACCAUCAAACACUGGAUCACCAUCAUCAGAGCUCGCUUUGAAGAGGUGCUGACAUGGGCCAAACAGCACGAGCAGCGCUUGGAGACGGCCCUGACUGAAUUGCUCAACAAUGCCACACUCCUGGAGGAGCUGUUGUCAUGGCUACAGUGGGCGGAGACCACACUGGUGCAGCGUGAUACUGAAGCACUCCCCCAGGACAUUACUCAGCUGAAGACACUGAUUACAGAGCAUCAGGUGUUUAUGGAAGAAAUGACGCGAAAACAGCCUGAUGUUGACAAAGUGACAAAGACAUACAAGAGGAAACCAGCAGAACAUCCCAGCAGCCUGUCAGACAGGAGAGGGGCCCGAAAACAGCAGCAGCAGCAGCAGCAACAACAGCACUCAGUACAGGUGACUGGUGGUAACCCGCGCCUCACCCAGCUCUGCUCCCACUGGCAACAAGUCUGGCUGCUCGCCCUCGAUCGCCAGCGCAAGCUGAACGAUGCUCUCGACAGAUUAGAGGAGCUUAAAGAGUUUGCCAACUUUGACUUUGAUGUGUGGAGGAAGAAAUACAUGCGCUGGAUGAACCACAAGAAGUCUCGAGUCAUGGACUUCUUCAGACGCAUCGACAAGGACCAGGAUGGAAAGAUCACUCGCCAAGAGUUUAUCGACGGGAUCUUGGCAUCAAAGUUCCCUACCAGCAGGCUGGAGAUGACUGCUGUUGCUGAUAUCUUUGACCGUGAUUGUGAUGGUUACAUUGACUACUAUGAAUUUGUGGCUGCUUUGCACCCUAACAAAGAUGCUUACAGACCCACAACAGACGCUGAUAAGAUCGAGGAUGAGGUCACCAGACAAGUGGCCCAGUGCAAGUGUGCCAAGAGGUUUCAAGUGGAACAGAUUGGAGAGAACAAGUACAGGUUCUUCCUUGGGAAUCAGUUCGGAGACUCACAGCAGCUGCGUCUUGUACGAAUCCUGCGCAGUACCGUCAUGGUUCGAGUUGGAGGAGGGUGGAUGGCGCUGGAUGAAUUCCUGGUGAAGAACGACCCUUGUCGAGUGCAACAUCCAGGACUUAAAAUCCUCCGUUCUGACUCCAGCAGCUCCAUAUCAUCUCGCAUAGCUCGUGGACGUACCAACCUGGAGCUUCGAGAAAAGUUCAUUCUUCCAGAGGGUCUGUCGGCCUUCCGGUCCCGUGGGCGGCGAUCCAAACCUUCGUCACGCACUGCUUCGCCCACCCGUUCAUCUUCAUCUGCAUCACACAGUGCCCACAGCUGCGCCUCUCUACCCUCCGCACCUGCAACGCCCACGGCCUCCUCAAGGUCUUCCCAAUCCCAAUCUCGUGGCUAUGCCAAGCCCUGGCUGGCACACAGUAAAACUCCAACACCAACCAAGUGCCAGUCCUGCCCAGAGCACAGCCAGACCCCUGGGCAUGAGGGAGGCUCCUCAUCUAAGCUGAAAAGACCACCUUUCCAUUCCAGCCGUGGCUCCUUAACUGGUGAGAACGGUGGAACACCAGCUGCUGCUAAACCUGGACGCUCCGACACCAAACGCACCCCGUCCUCGACGAGCGGCCCAGCCAGUCGAGCGGGGAGUCGUGCUGGAAGCCGCGCCAGCAGCCGAAGGGGCAGCGACGCUUCAGACACGUCUGAGCUCAUGGAGACACGCUCCGCUUGCUCCGACACCUCAGACACCCCUCGCCGGCCCGGGGCCAAACCCUCCAAAAUACCCACCAUCUCCAAGAAGACCCCCAGCCCCAAAACACCAACGGCCAAGAAAUGAAGUCGCCGACUUAUGAGUCUAUGUGACUGACUCUGAACCAGCAGGAGGAGAACACCAACACCUUCCUCUCCCAGACGAGACAUCUCUAACACCGCUACACCCCCUGAUCAAUACCUACCAUAAUGCUGCCUUAUUUGUGUUCUACAUCAUGUCCUUAAUUUGACUGACAUUUCGUUUUCUUGAAUGUGUGAGCAGACAUAUCUACACAGACACUCAGGCGGGAUGUCGCUAUUCUUCACUAUGAAUUUGCACCCGCCCGUCACUCUCCAAACCUCAUUCAUGGUUGUCACUUUGGUUGGACAAACUCGCCCUUUUCACAGGUAUGCAGACCAGUCUCACCUGGGUGUCUGUGCCACCGCAAACAAGAGGAAAUCAAUUAAAAACAGAGACGUUUUCCUCCUGGACACUUGGGACUUUUUGGAGUCGUGUUUGUAUGAAUGUGUGGUUGUUCCUGUCAUGGUAAAUGAACGCAGUAAUACAGAGAGGAAGUGGAGGAGGAUACAUAUCUCUAGCCUUUCCACGGCGUGAAGACUCCUAUAGCGCACAGCACACGGGUUCCACGCGCUCGCACCGACCGUCUUCUCCGCUGUGUGUCCACACAGUCUAGUUGUGUCCUAUUGUUAAAGACGUCAUGUUACAGAGCUGUUCCACAGUAUGCAACGAUGAUUACAAUUAUGAAUGUUUGUUUCAUGGUUAAUUAAUAAUGCUGUCAUUUUGUUUCUUUUUUAGAAUAAAGAGCUGUAUUUAUUUGUGAUUGCAAAAGAGUUAUAUCAACUCUUAAGAAUGACUAGUAUUAACACAACAGGAAUCGCUCUUGGUUUCGUUUUUGUACAUCUGCUCCUGACGUAAUGAAUUUCUCGGACUGAUCGUUUCUGAUGUUAUAACUGACCAGGAAGCUUACUGAUUCCAAUGGUGGCCUUUUUGCCGGUGACUACACACUUUAGAUGCCGUCAUCAGUGGCUUCCUUGUUGUUCUUUCGUGACGGAAGCACCCUAAAUAAUGAAUGAUGGGGGCGGCUCACGUAGCCCCCGUUAAAAACAGCGCUUUGAAUCUUGUCUUUGACAAGCUGAAGUAUAUGAAUACCUGAAGAAAGGUGAUUUUUAUUUAUUUAUUGUGUAUUUGGGAGGGAGGUGAGGGCUGUGAAAGGAUCCACCUUUUGAUUGUGUUCCUCUUUUGACAUGACUGAGAGAAACAGCAGUGCAAUUGUGUAAAAGUAAAGAAGUUAUGAUUAUAAAUCAUUUUUGUUUUCUUUUGUAUUAAAACAAUGCUUGCAGUAAAA
Molecule: messenger RNA, 27846 nt
Organism: Carassius gibelio (silver crucian carp)
Lineage: Eukaryota; Metazoa; Chordata; Actinopteri; Cypriniformes; Cyprinidae
Product: microtubule-actin cross-linking factor 1
Exons: 95
Coding region: 1875-26567 (8230 amino acids)
Biological process (GO): intermediate filament bundle assembly; regulation of focal adhesion assembly; regulation of microtubule-based process
Cellular component (GO): membrane; actin cytoskeleton; keratin filament
Molecular function (GO): keratin filament binding; cadherin binding; calcium ion binding
Source: RefSeq, a predicted model, not a curated record